AUAUCCAUCAAUUCAGCCCGGACUCGAAAUUUCAAUAACCGCGAUCAAUCACUAUUUCACUCGCUUCAUAUCAACCACUUCAUUCGUUCAGCCGACCUAAUCCACUAAAACUUCAACGCUCACAUAUCAACACCACCACCGAUAUCAAAAUGCAGUUCACCCUCGCCGCCCUCGCCGCUCUCCUCACCCUCGCCGCUGCCCUCCCUACCGAAUCUAAACGCGCCACCCCGGGCGGCGUCAAAUUCUGCACCGGCGAGAACUCCACUAGCGACUGCGAGUAUGCGGUCUACGACUAUAACACUUGCCAUACGCUCGCAGCGCCGUACUACAAGAACGUAGGCUCGAUUGUAGUAGACUCAGGGGCUUUUUGCAGGAUUACUUAUACCGCAGAAUCAUGCACGUUGCAUGGUGAUGCUUUCAUCAACCCGCCUGGAGAGGCGACGCUCCACCAUUUCACGGAUGCGGAGGGGGUGGUUGUGGAUGCGGGUGCUGCGAUUACGAGCUUUUUGUGCCAGGAGUGCACUAGCUGCGUUUAAUGAAAUUUUUAGAGCGUGAGGUCGGAAGUACGAGCCUCUCUUACUCGGCGGACGAAAGUUUCCUC
Messenger RNA from Mytilinidion resinicola, 601 nucleotides. RefSeq lists its product as uncharacterized. Lineage: Eukaryota; Fungi; Ascomycota; Dothideomycetes; Mytilinidiales; Mytilinidiaceae. The coding region runs from base 150 to 536 and encodes 128 amino acids. The record is from RefSeq and is a predicted model, not a curated record. The transcript is spliced from 2 exons.